AUGCUUACGAGAUUCCUGCCGAAACAGGGCAUUACGAACUCUCCGAUUAAUUUCUCUGCAAGAUGUUUGAGAAGAAUAGGUAAAAAUGCGAUCAUCACACCUACAUUCAGGACGGCUAGAGGAUGGAAUGACAGUCGCAAUUUCUCCACCGGGACUGUUACGCAAAAGUCGAGUGAGGUUCCAUUCAAUAAGUUGACCGAAGAUGAAAGAGCUAUAAUGUCCGAAAAAAGAGCAGUUGACAAAGUAGACGUCUGCAUUGUUGGUGGUGGACCAGCUGGAUUGGCUACUGCCAUUAGGUUCAAGCAGCUGGACAAUCUCCAUGGAUCGGGUGAACUCAGGGUUGUCGUCUUGGAGAAAGCUCCCGACAUGGGAUCUCAUAUGGUUUCUGGUGUCAUUAUGGAGCCAAGAGCCCUGCGGGAACUCUUCCCUGAAAGUGAAUAUUAUGAUGAUAACGGGGGCGGUGUACCACUCCCUCCAGAUAUAGUCACUCCAGUGACAUCUGGAGAGUUGAAGUACCUUUUCGGUGACUUGGUAUUGCCGGUUCCAGAACCUCCGCAGAUGUCUAACGAAGGGAAUUACGUGGGGUCGUUAAGCCAAGUUGUGAGGUAUCUAGCUGAAAAAGCUGAAGAAGUUGGUGUAGAGAUCUACCCCGGUAUUUCCGUUUCGGAGGUCUUAUAUAAUGACAAUGGGGACGCUAUUAUCGGUGUUGCAACCAAGAACAUGGGAGUUUCCAAGCAGGGCAAGCCUAAAUCUUCCUUUGAAAGAGGAAUGGAGUUUCAUGCAAGACAGACGGUUAUGGCAGAAGGAUGCCAUGGCUCUUUGACAAAAGAGGUUGUCAAGAAAUUCGACUUGAGAAAAGGUAAGUGUAAUCAAACUUAUGGCCUAGGUAUAAAAGAAGUCUGGGAGGUAAAGCCUGAAAAUUUCAGAAAAGGAUUUGCAUCACACACGAUGGGAUAUCCUCUGUCCAAUGAUGUCUAUGGUGGUGGCUUUAUUUAUCAUUUCGGCGAAGGUUUGGUUGCUGUUGGUUUAGUGGUGGGUCUGGACUACCGCAAUCCUUAUGUUUCACCAUAUCAGGAAUUCCAAAAGAUGAAGCACCAUCCAUACUACGAAAAAACUCUCUCCGGUGGCAAGUGUAUUGAAUAUGGUGCUCGUGCUUUGAAUGAAGGUGGUUUGCAAUCUGUUCCUAAACUAAAUUUCCCUGGAGGUGUAUUAGUAGGUGCAUCUGCUGGUGUCAUGAACGUUCCGAAGAUCAAGGGUACCCACACUGCCAUGAAGACAGGUAUGCUGGCUGCAGAUGCCAUGUAUGAAGUCAUUUCCAAAAUGCCGACAAUAGAAUCUAUGGAAAAUGAAGGUAUCGAACAAGUAGUGACAAAUCCAUUAAAUUUGGAGUCAUAUGAAAAGAGUUUCAGAAACUCAUGGGUUUUCGAAGAACUAUAUGAGGUACGCAACAUAAGGCCUUCUUUUAACCAUCCUCUGUUUGGCCGCCUCGGAGGUAUGGCAUACUCUGGUCUUGAUUCUUUACUAUUGAAGGGUCAAGUAGCAUGGACAUUCAAUCACCAUGAAUCUGAUUCGGCUGUUACCGAAACCGCUGACAAAUUUGAGCCAAUUGAAUACCCCAAACCAGAUGGUAAAAUCUCGUUUGACAUUUUAACGUCUGUGUCACGUACAGGCACCUAUCACGACGAAGAUGAACAGUGCCACUUGAGAGUUCCAGAUCAAGAUCUUGAAAAACAUGCCGAGCUGGCCUAUCCAAAGUGGAAGGGAAUUGAAUCGAAAUUCUGCCCCGCUGGCGUUUAUGAAUAUGUGGCUGAUGAAUCGUCGCCUUUGGGGGUAAAAUUUCAAAUCAAUGGCCAAAAUUGUAUCCACUGUAAAACUUGCGAUAUAAAGGUUCCCACUCAGGAUAUUAAUUGGGUGGUCCCUGAGGGCGGCGACGGUCCCAAGUACAGUCUGACAUAA
Messenger RNA from Lachancea nothofagi CBS 11611, 1956 nucleotides. The record is from the annotation of a GenBank genome assembly. Lineage: Eukaryota; Fungi; Ascomycota; Saccharomycetes; Saccharomycetales; Saccharomycetaceae.